CGGAAUAUACGUUGUGAGUUGAGACAUUACACUUAUAGAACUUAAAAUUUCCAUUUAAUUUUUUGGUUCUUCUGAUUGUUUCUGUAGCCUAAUUAUUUCGUGUUAAUUUAAAAUGGCUCAGUUCUUUAAAAAGUUGAAUAACAAUCAGCUAUUCCCAGUGUUGGGUAUUUGUGCAGUCGAAGAUCCUAGUGUUGAGGUAUUUAUUUUAAAAUUGGAAAUUAUUUCUAGUACUUUACUAUUUAUCUACAUAUUACUUAUAUAAUAUUAUUUACUUAGCCUACUUGUAUAAAAAAUUAAUGCAUUACAUAACUUUUGAACUCUUUUAAAAACUAAAUAAUUUACCUACUACUAUUAUAUGAAUCUAGGACUUUUCCUCUACAUACUUUAAACAUUUCUGACACAGAUCAAUAAAAUGUAAAAAUAUACUAUACUAUUAUACUAUACUAAAGACUUACAAGGGCCAUCAAUUUUUGGUAUGAUCUGGUUCAACAAUUUUUUUUUGCCUGGUCCAAUCUGGUAUAAAAUAUUUUGUGAAAAAAAAACUCCGGCCCAGUUUGAUGAUAAUGCUAAUCUCUUUAAAAGCCAAGUCCAGUCUUAGGUUUUUUUUUGUAAGCCUGGUUUAAGUGUAUUAUUAAAAAUAUCUAUGACAUACCUACCUUUAAUAAUUAAUGAUAACAAUGAUGUUAACUGGCUUUAUAUACAUAAUUUUCCUGCUAAGUUUGACGAAGACCAGUUGGAUCUAACAGAACAUACAUUUAAUUUAUCUACUGAAAAUUUAACAUAUUAAGUAGAUCUAAAUAUUUAAAAACUAAAAUAACAUUUAGAUUAGACAUAUGUCAAUUAAUGAAUGGAAUAGCUGGACAAUUUGUAUAAACUUAUUUGAACCUACAUUUCUUCCAAAACCAAUUGAUUAAUUGUCUUAUUGUUUUAUUGAAAAUCUAUAUAAGCAGUAACUGCAUACAAUUUCAAUCAAUACUGUACUUACUACUCGAUACUAGUUAUUACAAUAUAAUAUCAACAAUAUUCAUUAUAUGUUUUAGGUACUUCAUUAAAAUAAAUUAUUUUAAUGUUUUUUUAUUCAAAUUUAAAUAUUAACUAUUUAAUAAUAAAAUCCAAUCAAUUUAAUUAGUUUUAACCUAAAAUUUAUUUUUAUAUACAAAUUCAAAAUUUUUGAUGUAAAAUAAUUAAAGAGUGUUCUUAAAAAAAUAUUAUAGUUAUUUUCUUCAUGUUAAAACUGCAUAAUAUAUUAUGGUUGAUAUAUUUAACAAAAAUAGAUUUCUAUGAAAGAGCUUUGAAAAUUUUAAUUUCUGAUUUAAAAAUUAAGGGAAUUUACACUACUUCCUUAGAAGUUCAUACAAUGUUUUUUAAUUAUACGCCCAGCUGCACUAAAACUUCUUUCGCAAGAUGCACUUAAAGCAGGUAGUCUUGACCUGGUCUAUUAUAAAAUUCCAUGACAUUAAAAAGCCCCAUCCAAUCCUUUGAAUUUCGAUGAGAUUUGAGAAUUUGAGAAUAUUUUUUUGUUGAUAUUUCAUUUAUACUUUCUUUAAUUUUUAUAAAUUGGAUUAAAUUAUUUCAGUAAUUAAUUUUUAAUAUAAUUUAGUUACUCUUCAGUUCCAAGUUUUGUAAACAUUAAUAUAUAAAGUUAACCUAGAAAAAUUGAAAAUCAGAGUAAAAUUGCUGGUAGAAAAGUUGUCUACAGAAAAAAAAUAAAUAAACAUUAUUGUAAAACAAUAACCUUCUUCAUUCCACUCAGAAUCUAAAAAACAUUAAAUUUUCUGUGAUGUUUAUUUAAUUAAUUUUUUUUCAUAUACUAAUUAAAUUUUUAUUCCCAUAAUUAUUGCUUAAUAUUUUUAAUUUUAUUAUUAUACAUUGUUAACAGUUAUAAUAAAUCUAUUACAUUUACAGAUAACAUCAAAUUAUAUAAAAGAAUUGGAACAGUUCAAGAUUUUUGAAACUGUUAAAACUGCAAUCGAUUUGGGGUAUCGUCAUUUUGAUUGUGCUCCUUUUUACAACAAUGAAAAGUUUGUAGGAAUGGCUAUCACUGAUAAAAUUAGAGAAGGAGCUAUAAAAAGAGAAGAUGUGUGGAUCACUGGCAAGGUAAGUUAAAAAAAAAAAUAAAAGUAUAUGCUUUGAAACUUUAUUAAUUAACUUUAUUAUUACAUAACUUUUGUUCUGAAAAUAGUUAUCUGCAUUAAUGUUGUAAAGUUUCAAUACCUUCAGUGGUUUUUAAUCAUUCAUUGAGUUUUAAUGUAAUUUUAAAAUAAAAAUUUUAAUUACUUCAUAGGCUACAUUUUUAUAAUUAUUUCCUCUGUUUAAAUUUAAAAAAAAAAAAAGAAGUUUAUGUAGAAGUACUAUGAGACUUAAAAAUUAGCUCCCCUUAUAAUAAUUGUAAUCAAACUAUUUUGUGAGAGGUUACACCCCCUCAUAUGGCACAACUCAAUAAUCAAAUAUAUCCACUACACUAUAAUAUAUCACAUAUAUAUAUUGUCACCCAAUAUUGCUUCACCAUCCAAUCCUCGGUGACCUAUUAAGAAAAAAUAGAAGCUGUAGACACUAAAAUAUUUUUAAAAAGAAUGUGGUACUUCAUCUCCCAACGACCCUCUCCAAUACAUGCAUUGAUUUAUACAAAAGGAUAUAUUAGGUAUAAUAUGUAUUUUUAACUAUAUGGAUUUUAAAUCCAUUAGGUUAACCUAUUGAAUUUUGUUGUAAAUGAAGUGAAUUUACUUUUUUACAUAAAUAAAUAAAUAAAUAAUAUAUUUUUUUUUUAGUUGCGAUUUAUAGUUUCUAUUAUUAUAAAUAUAAGUAGUAAAAUCCUAUAUUUUUUAAGUAAACAAUGCAUAAUAUCCAACAUUUUUAUAAAUUAUUGUAAUUUAUAUGUAAACUAUUAGAUCCCACGUAGGUAAUACAAAUAGUAUAAUUAGUCAGGUAAUAAAAUAUUAUAGAAUUCUACUACGUAUAAUUAUUUAAUGCUAUUUUUUGUAUUAAGAUAGUUUUGCUGAAGCACAUAACAUUGUUAAAUAUAUAUUUUUUUAAGGUUUGGAAUGACAAAUUGAAUCCUGAAGUUGAAGUGGAAGUUGCUUUGAAUUGUAGUUUGCGAGAAAUUGGCUUGACCUACCUGGAUUUAUAUCUCAUACAUUGUCCAACUACAGAAAUUGUAGGUUUUUAAAAUAGAUAUUAUUAAAAUAAAAAUGUAUUUAAUUAAUAUAUUUUAGGAAAAUCAAAAUGAUUAUAAAAUGUUCAUUGAUAAUAUCUGUGAUAUUUGGAAAGCUAUGGAAAAAUGUGUACAUUUGGGACUCACAAAGUCAAUAGGAUUGUCGAAUUUUAACGAAGCACAAGUGAAAGCUAUUUUAGAUAUAGCAACUAUUAAACCAGUCGUUAAUGAGGUAAUAAUUUUCUUAAAUUAUAUACAGUAUGAAUUAAUACAGCGGUACCCAUUCCACGGGUUGUGGCCAAUAGGCAGCAUGGUAUUGGGCUGCAAACACUGGAAGAAGGUCCAAGACAAAUUUUAUAUUAUUAUUUAUUAUACUGUAAAUUUCUGUAUUUUUAUUGAGAUUUGGUAAUAAUCCGACAAUUGAUGCUGUCACACAAUUUUAUUAAUUGUAGGUUUAUUAUCUAGUAUUCUAGUAACUAGAAUACUAAAUGAUGACAAAAAUAGACUAGAAUUUAGUUUAUAUUUAUCAUUUCUAUCGUAUUUUGCAUUUUUUCUUAUCGUAUGCUUGGUGUAGAGUGUUGGCAUGCUCUGUCUUUAUUUUAUUUUAUGUCUACGCUUGACAGCAAUUUACAAAAAAAAAAUACAUAUGUGUUAAUAAAUAUUAAAGAUAACAAUUAAAUAAUAAUAUUAUAAAGUAACAAUAAUGAAUAAUAAAAUACAAUAAUGUCUUAGUCGUUGUUUUUAUUUGUUUGAGUAGUUUUUCGGUGACAGUGAAUAUCAAAAAUCACUUCGAUUUUUUUUUUUUCCAUUAAAAACUAAUUUUUCAAUUUACAGGGAUAAAGAUACAUACAUUUAUAUAAAUAUAUAUUUCAAUUCAUUUUUUAUGGUGUAAAAAAAACUUAAAAUAAUAAACAAAUUUAUUAUUUUUGAAAAAUGUGAAAAUAGCCAUUUUAUAGAGUUUAUUCUUCUGAAACUUGAUGUUUUAAAUUAUAUUUUCAUUAAAUUUAUAAUUUUAGAUAAUUGCUUAAGUUCAGAGAAAAGUUCCUAUAAUUAUGCAGCAGGCUGUAAUUACUUUUGCUAAUAGAUUAUUAUUGUACCUAAUUGAAUGUACACUAUUUUUUCUCAACUUAAAAAAUUAUUAAAAAUUAUGAAUUUAAUGAAAAUAAAAAGUUGGUGCGUUCAAAUUUUUAGAGAGAUAAAAUCUAUAAAAUGGAUGUCUUCAAAUUUUUCAAAAAAAAUAAAAUAAAGUUAUUUUCUAAGUUUUUUACGAAAACAUAAAAAGUUAAUUGAAAUAUAAAUAUUUGUAGUUUUUAUCUCUGUGAGUAAUGUAAAAAAGAAUUUAAUCUGUAUUAUUUCCGGAGAUUAUAAUGUGUAUACUCCUAUAUCUUUGUGGAACACCCUGUAUUCAUCAUACGUAUAUUAAAGGUCUCCAUUUGUGUUUAUUUUUACCUGUAUAUUAGGAUAGUGGGCCUCAACACUUUUUUUUACAAAAUUAGUGGGUUACAGACCCAAAAAGGUUGGGAACCGCUGAAUUAUAUAUAAAAUAUAUUGUGUGAAACAUCAGAAUAAAAAAAAAAUAUUUAAAUUAUAUAGAUAUCAUUUAUAAAAUAUACUAAACUAAUUUUUAUGAAUUUGUGACUUUUUAAUGUGAAUUGUUUUAGAUUCAAUUGCAUCCUUAUCAUUCUCAAAAUGAACUUAGAGAGUUUUGUCAAAGUAAUAGUAUAGUUUUGACUGCUUGUGAACCUUUGGGAUUACCUGAAAAUGUUGAUGUAGCAUUGUAUCUUUUAGAAUAUUAUGUUGUGAAAACAAUAGCUAGAAAAUACAAUAAAACAAAUUUUCAAGUGAUAAUUAAAUUUCAGGUAAACAGACUUAUUUUUAAAUACAAUUUUGCUAAGCUAAUUAAUUUUAUUGAAUUAUUUAGAUGCAAAGAGGUAUUAUAGCUAUAGUAAAAUCGAUUGGUUCAGAAACCCUGGGGGAAAAUUUUGAUAUCUGGGAUUUUAAUUUAGAUCUAGAAGAUAUGGAUGUGCUUGAAACAUUUUAUUCAGAAUUUCAUAAUGUUCGUAGUAAGUUGGAAUUAUUGUAUUAAUGUUGAUUAACCCAAUUUGUAUUGGGUUAAUUAUUAUACAAUUUUAUUGUAUAAUUGACAUUUUUCAGAUAUUAGUGAUGGAGAAGACAAUGAUGAUGAAGACGGGGAAAAUGAAGACAUUCUGGUCGAUCCAUCUGCUAUAGAACAAUAAAUAUGAGUGAUAAUAAUGAUAAGAUUAGUACUAUAGUUCAAUAAUGUAUACCUAUACCUUUUAGGUGCCUAAUUUAUAUGUAAGUUUACUAUGUACAUAAUUUUAAUCACAUCUUUGGAUCUAUCAUGUAUAAAUAAAAAAAGUAAAUAAAUAAACAAAUAAAAAAGCAAAUAAAAAGUUAUUUUAUUUAUAGAAAUUUAUUAUGUAAUUACCUGGUAAAAGACACAUUUUUAUAUUAAAAUAAGUAUAAUAUAAGAUUCCUACUAAAAUAAGAUAAAAACAAGAUUAUUAAAAUGGUUAAUACUCGUAAAUAAAGUAAAUAAAUAUAUAAAUAAAAAGUAUAUGUAUGAAAAUAAAAUAAAUAAUUGAAUCAAUGCAUCGCCUGGAGUAUUAUGAUAAAUGUAUUAUACGACUGGUUUCGAAUUAAAAAUUCAUCAUCAGAUAUAUCACAGUCAAAAUGUAAAAUGCGAUUCCAGGCGUUUUCAUUUAUUUAUUUUAUUUUUAUAUAUACAUUUUUUAUUUAUGUAUUUAUAUACUAUAUUUAUUUAUUUUAAUUUAAGAUUCAUUCGUAUGAAAUAACCCAUCUUAUUAUAAAACACAUAUCAUACUUUUUAUUUUAUAGAAAAUAAAAAUAAUCUGCUAAUAAUGUAUGUUAAUUUAUUUAAAUAUUAUUAUUUAAUAAAAAACAAAC
This is a messenger RNA of Cinara cedri, 6079 nucleotides long. The record is from the annotation of a GenBank genome assembly. NCBI's taxonomy places the organism in Eukaryota, Metazoa, Arthropoda, Insecta, Hemiptera, Aphididae.